AUGGCUAAGAUACUUAAAUGUCCAGGUUGUGAUCGAGAAAUAAGAACUAGUAAAACUCGAAAUCUUAAUAAACACAUGAAUUUAAAUAGAAACCUUCGUAAAGGACAAUGCCAACCAGCUUUGCUUAUAAUGCAAAAUGUAGAAAACGUUACUCCAGAGCAAAAUAUACCUCAAACUAAAAAUGUUACUCCAGAAGAGGCAAAUGCACCGGCAGUCGACCCUUUAACUGAUGAUGUUCUAAAUACAGAAGCAGGAUCAAAUAACAAAAAAGAUAGUGAACCAAGUGAUUCAGAAUAUGUAGUAUUUUCCGAAAG
Messenger RNA from Dentiscutata heterogama, 314 nucleotides. The record is from the annotation of a GenBank genome assembly. Lineage: Eukaryota; Fungi; Glomeromycota; Glomeromycetes; Diversisporales; Gigasporaceae.